Poecilia reticulata (guppy) is the source of this 3822-nucleotide messenger RNA. The record is from RefSeq and is a predicted model, not a curated record. NCBI's taxonomy places the organism in Eukaryota, Metazoa, Chordata, Actinopteri, Cyprinodontiformes, Poeciliidae.
CAGAGGUGCACUCAAAAAAACAACAACAAACAAACAAAAAAAACACUGCAUGCAUGCGCACCCACACCGAGACGCACGCACUCGCGGCGGGGCGUGCGCGGGACGGCUUCGAGAUUUAAGUGGCCGGGGCGGGACGUUGCGCCGGAGCGAGGCGGGGACACGGGCCGCGCUCCGGUCGGGUUGGUGGACAGCUGAUUGUCCGUGUCAUUAACGGAGCUCGGGAGGGAGAGAGGCGUUCCCAGAAACCACGCCUCCUUCGCUUUACUAUAGUUUCUCCUGUUUGGCAUCCCAGAGAUGGUCCGAAGUGAUUCCUCAGGGGAAGUGAAAAGAGCGCAAAUCACCCGAGCAGGAGCGGGCGCAGCCGAGCGGCGGAUAUACCCAGGACCGCCUUCUUAAUUGCGCUAAUCUUCCGUUUUUAUCCAUCUGAGCCGGAAGGAGGACUUUUGCUUUGAAAGCGACGGAGCAAAGAGAGAAAACUGUUUCAUCUUUCAUCUUUGGCCCUGUUUGUUGCAAAAACUGACAUCCUUUUUUUUUUUUUUUUAUUGCUUGUUUCUUUUUUGUUUUGUUUUUAUCAGCUGUACCUUGAUCCGAGGAGGAGAGGCGGGGGGACUGUCGCCGACUCAGCGCGCACUCUCAUCCUGCGCUUCCCCCUUUCAUCGCUCUCACGUCGCUCCUCUUCACAGCUGCUGCCUCCCAUUCUUCCUCAACAUGAGGAGCAGCUAACCCUGGAUGCUGACAGCUCCCCUUUUUCUUCCCCACAUGUCGCAUCUUUUGUUUACUUUGAGUGGAACGCGCGCGUCUAAACACCGAGCGGAAUAGACCCACGCCACUUUGCUCCUGUGACAGCGCUAUCAAAGGGAGACGCCGAGAGGCGAGGAGGGGAGGCAGAGAAGAGAGGGAAAAGGAGGAUAGAGACAGAGGCGAGAGAGAGAGAGAGAGAGAGAGAGAGGACGACAGAGAGAGAGAGAGACAGAGUGAAGGUGCGUUUUGAUGUUUGGCAUCCACGAGAGCAUCCAGAGGAGUGGGAGUAGUAUGAAAGAGGAGCCCAUGGUGGCCGGGAUGAACGCGGUUCGGACAUGGAUGCAGGGCGCCGGAGUGCUGGACGCCAACACAGCCGCCCAGAGCGGAGUGGGUCUCGCUCGGGCGCACUUCGAGAAGCAGCCGCCCUCCAACCUCCGCAAGUCCAACUUCUUCCACUUCGUCCUGGCUUUGUACGACAGACAGGGUCAGCCGGUGGAAAUAGAACGGACCACAUUUGUCGACUUUGUGGAGAAAGAAAAGGAAACGACGGGGGAAAAGACCAACAAUGGCAUUCAUUAUAGGCUUCAGCUCCUCUACAGUAACGGAAUCCGGACAGAGCAGGACUUAUAUGUUCGGCUCAUUGACUCCAUGACUAAACAGGCGAUUGUCUAUGAGGGUCAGGAUAAAAAUCCAGAGAUGUGCCGGGUCCUGUUAACCCAUGAGAUUAUGUGCAGUCGGUGCUGUGACAAGAAGAGUUGCGGCAACAGGAAUGAAACCCCAUCAGACCCUGUCAUCAUUGACAGGUUCUUCCUCAAGUUCUUCCUGAAGUGCAACCAGAACUGCCUGAAGAACGCAGGGAACCCUCGAGACAUGAGGCGUUUUCAGAAUCUAAUCUGUGAUGUGGGAUUUUUUUGUUGUUGUUUUCCAGCAACCCCCAGCAUCAAAGCCAUCAGUCCCAGUGAAGGGUGGACAACAGGGGGCGCAACGGUCAUCAUCAUCGGAGACAACUUCUUCGAUGGCCUCCAAGUCAUUUUUGGAACGAUGCUUGUCUGGAGUGAGUUGAUCACUCCCCACGCCAUCCGUGUGCAGACCCCGCCCAGGCACAUCCCAGGGGUGGUGGAAGUCACGCUGUCCUACAAAUCGAAACAGUUCUGCAAAGGCACACCUGGACGCUUCAUCUACACAGCACUAAACGAGCCAACAAUAGACUACGGCUUCCAGAGAUUACAGAAGGUCAUCCCCAGACACCCUGGAGACCAGGAGCGAUUACCCAAGGAGGUGAUUUUAAAGAGAGCCGCCGACCUGGUGGAAGCCUUGUACGGGAUGCCUCACAAUAACCAGGAGAUGAUUCUGAAACGAGCGGCGGACAUCGCAGAGGCCCUCUACACGACAGUGCCGCGGGGGCACAACCAGCUCGCCAGUCUGGGCAGCAGCUCCGUCCACGCCGGCAUGAUGGCCGUAAACUCCUUCACCGGGUCGGAGGUGGCACAAACGGCCAAUCAGGGUUUCAGUAGAAGCACAAGCAGUGUGUCCCCUCAUGGUUAUGUCCCCAGCUCCACACCUCAGCAGGGCAGCUACAGCUCUGUCUCCACUAGCAUGAAUGGCUACGCUAAUUCUGGCAUGGCAACCCUGGGCACUUCACCCAACUUCCUCAAUGGAUCAGCAGGCAACUCGCCCUAUGCUAUCGUCCCAUCCAGCCCGACCAUGGCGUCCUCAACCAGCCUGGCGUCCAACUGCAGCAGCUCCUCCGGCAUCUUCUCCUUCUCUCCGGCCAACAUGGUCUCCGCCGCCGUCAAGCAGAAGAGCGCCUUCGCCCCCGUCGUUCGGCCCCAGAACUCGCCUCCUCCCACCUGCACCAGCGCUAACGCUAACAGCCUGCAAGAUCAAUCUUUUGUGGAUUCUAGCAAGUACUCAUCAGCCAGUUCUCUGCAGGGCCUGGCCUUCUCCUGAACAAUCCCUGGGAUGAUUGUUCCACCCAUGUAGAGAAUGUGGGAAGCUGGAGAUUUUUGGGGAGAGCGUUGAGAGGAAAAGGCACAGUAGCGGAGUCUGGCGAGCCUCUGCUGCUCUCCAGAGCUUCAGUKAAGGAAGCAAAGAUAAGACGCUGGACUAUAAAACUCAGGCCUGUCCAAUGGGAUAUCAUCGGAAUUGGAUGUGGAAGAAGAUAAAGGGGACAUAUUGAGCCUUUGUGAUGUUUCUUUUUUUUGUUUUUUGGGGUUUUUUCCCCUUUUUUUUUGGUCGAAUUAGUGUAGCAUCUCUGACACCAUGUCGGAUGGAGUGUAAAGAGACUGAUCGCUUGCCCACAGUGUGACACUGACCUCAUGAAAAGAGCAUUUAUUUAUCUUGAUGUUUAUGGCUGGAAGCUUUGGGUUUGAUUACGGAAACCACACCUCCCAUACCUUCCCCCCCACCACCCACCCACUCCUCGCCGUUUUGCGCCCAGUACCGUCCAUGAAGUUCUCCAUUUGACUCGCACGGGUCUGCAACACAAUACGCAAAGAAAAUCGUAGAAGAGAACCAAUUCCACCAUCGAUAUUUGCUGCUAAUUCUCUCACAAAUCUAAAGAGUUGUCCUUUAAAAAUACCCCCACCCGCCUUCUGUGUUUUAGGUUCCCUUCCGCGUUUUGUUUGUUUGUAUGAAUUUUUGAUAAAACUGUGAGGAUUGAGCUGUUUGCAAUAUGCUUUUCUCUGCUUUAUCGUGUGAAGGAAAAGGUGAAGAUUUUACCUUUUGUUUUUUUUCUUUUCGUUUGGAGAUGUUAGUAAAGACUUGAAAAGCCGGAGGAUGCGCGCGUCCAGCCAGCACUGUUACUGAAGGAGCCUAGCAAUGAUCAAAUUUAAAAAAAAAAAAAAAAAAAGUGUGAUAUAUGUGAUAUAUUUUUGUAUAUAUUAAAUAAAAAGUUGACUUUUGUUCCUUUUUUAAAAAAAUAAAUAAAAAUCUGGCAUCUCGUUUCCUUUCGCGGUAGCUAUAGUUUGGGAUGUGAGCAUUAAAACGUCUUAUGGCAGCUUCUCAGUACAGACAAUAGAUUUUUUUUUUCUGUGUUGUCAAUAUCUCAUCUGCAAAACACGGAUUUGGAUUCGAAAAAAA